Arabidopsis arenosa is the source of this 487-nucleotide messenger RNA. The record is from the annotation of a GenBank genome assembly. NCBI's taxonomy places the organism in Eukaryota, Viridiplantae, Streptophyta, Magnoliopsida, Brassicales, Brassicaceae.
AGAUCUAUUUUUGAACGAUUGAGUUUUUCGGAUUUACAUCGUACUAAGUUUGUGUGUUCGAACUGGAAUUCGAUUUCGAAACAAACAGUUCCCCAGCAAAACAGAUUUCCAUGGCUAAUGCUAUUUCCAGAUGGAGACGAUGGUUGCGUGCUGUACAAUCCAGACGAAGACAAGAUUUACAAAUCGGUAAGAGACUUCUUAGGGACUAUGUUCCUUGCAGACUUCUUGACUUGGGUAUCACUAUGCCUGGUAUCGAACCAAACUCCAUCUAUUUUACCCGUCAAGACCGUGUUUUACACCGUCAGGAUAUAAACCUGCACAUCUGUGUGUUCAAUCUCGAAACCAAGACCCUCAAACGCCUCCCUCGUCUCUCCAACAUGAAGCUCAUGGAUGCUCGAUGGUUUCUCCCUGGGAUUUGAAAAUUACCAACUUUUCCUUUAUUUCUCAUGUCUGCUUUUGGUUCUGAUUAUAAACUAUGACAUUGCAC